UUAUCAUAUUCAGUCUGUGACCAGAACACGAAGGGAAGGCAGUGUGAACUUAAGCCCGUUGCUGUUUGGACUUGAUUAUUUGUUUAAUUAUUACGUGUUGUGAUUUUAUAAUUGCUGCAAUGUUUUUAAUUCUAAAAUAAACAAUGAUAAUAGUAUAUAAAUAGAUAAAAAACUUUUCGUCGACGUCUCUCUUCAAGUCCACUUUCUCUUUGGUCUUCAAUAGGAACAUUUUCAAUAAGUUACGCACGAUUAUAAUUUCGAAAUGGAAUAUUUUGAAAACACACCUGAGACAGACAAUCAGAAUUUUUUACCUGCCGAGUUUAGAGAAAACAACGAAGGUUUUGUGAACGGUAGACCAAAAUUUAAAGAACCUUUAUGGAUUUUCGGAUAUGGUUCUCUCUGCUGGAACCCCGGCUUUGAAUAUCAGCAAUCAGUAACUGGAUAUGUAAAAGGAUUUUCAAGAAGAUUUUGGCAAGGAAAUACUACUCACCGUGGUACAAAUUCGAAGCCUGGACGAGUUGCAACUUUAGUUGAAGAUAAAGAGGGUGUCACUUGGGGCAAAGCAUUUCUUGUAGCAGCCGAUGACCAUUCCGCUCUACCAUACCUCACCAAUAGAGAAUGUCAGUUGGGAGGCUACCGAACCUAUACGGUACACUUUCAUCCGAGGUCCUUCUAUUUUCCAACCAACCACUCACAUAGUUCAAAUCACCUAAAUAGUUCAACUCUCCCACAUAGUGAAAGCCAGAAAGAUGCUGUUCUUUAUAUAGCAGUGCCGGAGAAUCGACAUUGGCUUGGCGCCGCUCCCCUUCCAGAAAUAGCUAAACAAAUCUUAGAGUGCCGAGGUGCUUCCGGAUCUAAUGUUGAAUACCUCUUACGUCUUGCGGAUUUCAUGAGAGAAGAGGUACCUGAAGCGCUAGAUGAACAUCUUUUCUCUUUAGAAAGAUUAGUUAGAAAAUUCGCCUGUGAUAUGAAGAUCUGCCUUCAGACUCUUAUGGUUGAUAAUAGAGGGCCAAGUCAAGAGAAAGAAGGACCAAGUCAGGAGGAAGAAAAGGUUUCAAGUCUCCAAUUCGCUUCUAGAAUUCCUGAUAAGAAAUUGCGUUGUGUCAACAUGUGAUUUUGUUUGGUUUAAUUUUUGAACGUGGUGCUUAUUGAUAAGUAUUUUUGCUGAUAUGCUCGACGUGCUGGUAGCUCGUAGCAUAUAGCUUUUAAAUAGUAAAUUUUCCUACAUUCAACCUUUUCACCACGUAUUAUCCAACGUCAAUUUGGCUUAAAUUUAGUUAAUUUAGCAUUUCUUAACUCGUCUUCUAGAUGUUUUUGGGUUUUGAAGGCUUUGAAAAGGCGAUAAGUAGAGCGAAUAUUAUGACUAAGUUUUAAUUAUGUACCAAAUCAAAAUGACAUUACAACAUUAGUAUAAGUUUAAGGUAGAAAAGAUGACCCCACGCAAUAUAUAAUUAACUCAAAUUAUUAACGUGUGACCAUGUUUUGUUUUGAAUUGUUUUAGUUGAGCAUGGCUCUGUCAUCAUUAGUUUCAUAAUAUUCAUUGUUCCUAGCAAUAGUUUGAUAAUAACAUUUGACAUAAUAUGACAUGACAAUAUUAAAUAAAAAUGGUUUUCCAUACAGUAAUAAUAAAUUUCAGAUUCAAUUGUUUGAACAACAAUAACAUAAUAUAUUUUCGACUUUAUAUGUGACAUAGCACUUGUGUAUAUUACACAUAAUUUCAAUUGAUAAAAAUAAUAUUCUGUCUUGUUGGACACAUCGAACUCUAUUUUUAAAUGGAAACUUGGACAUACAAUUUCGUUAUUUUUUUAUCAUGCCAAAAUAAAAAGUAUUAUGUUAGAAUUUAAAUUUUGCGUUAAUUAUAAAAUAUUGUUUGUUAUUUAUAACGGGAUUUUAGUAAUUGACUAAGCUAAUUAACUAGCUGAAAGCUGGUCUUAAUCUUAAGUUUUUGCUAAUUCAACCAAUGAGAACAAACCAAACAAAGUUCUUAACUCUAGGGAGGCUAUAUUGGCCGUUAAACAAUUGUUUUUCAAAGUUUUGCAUAAUCUGUGAAAUGGUAUGGUAUCAAUCUUUGCUGGUUUUUGUAUUAAAUUUGAUCAAAAGAUCCUUCAGAUCACAAGUAUAUAAUCUUAAGUCUUCAUGGUAAUUUGACUAGUUUUUAAAUGAAAAAAUGUAGAAAGUAUUUCUAUGUCCCUUUGUAAUUAAAGUUUGUUAACAUUUUAAAUGUUUCAUAAUUUUAUACUACAACAUCACAAACUCCGAUAUCUCAUUUAUAAUAAUAUACGAAUAGUGAUACAGUGCAAAGCGCUUUGAAUACGCUUGACUAUAUCUUUUAUUUUUGGUUCCUCAUUUUGAAACUUGUGAUAACUAAUAUUUGUAACAAAAUAAUGUAUUUUUAUAUUGUAUUUUAAGUGUCAUAAGUAAGUAAUGUUUGUCUUUUUAUCUGUAAUGCGAGGUCAAUAAAGAUAACUUGUGAUUAACUCGAUUCAAAUUUAUUAUGUAUUAAAAUUUUGUAAACAAAUAUAUAACGAAGUGAUCAAAUU
This is a messenger RNA of Pieris rapae (cabbage white), 2540 nucleotides long. RefSeq names its product putative glutathione-specific gamma-glutamylcyclotransferase 2. NCBI's taxonomy places the organism in Eukaryota, Metazoa, Arthropoda, Insecta, Lepidoptera, Pieridae. Gene Ontology annotation, molecular function: glutathione specific gamma-glutamylcyclotransferase activity; gamma-glutamylcyclotransferase activity. The coding region runs from base 263 to 1114 and encodes 283 amino acids. The transcript is spliced from 3 exons. The record is from RefSeq and is a predicted model, not a curated record. Gene Ontology annotation, biological process: glutathione catabolic process. Gene Ontology annotation, cellular component: cytoplasm.